Messenger RNA from Protopterus annectens (West African lungfish), 4400 nucleotides. RefSeq names its product coagulation factor II thrombin receptor (gene F2R). The transcript is spliced from 2 exons. NCBI's taxonomy places the organism in Eukaryota, Metazoa, Chordata, Ceratodontiformes, Protopteridae. Gene Ontology annotation, cellular component: membrane. Gene Ontology annotation, biological process: blood coagulation; positive regulation of blood coagulation; thrombin-activated receptor signaling pathway. Bases 300 to 1592 code for a protein of 430 amino acids. Gene Ontology annotation, molecular function: thrombin-activated receptor activity. The record is from RefSeq and is a predicted model, not a curated record.
CAGUCAGCCUGACUUAAAUUGCACUGAGUCAUUUCGCCCGUAAGGCAGAAGGACAGAAAUAUUUGAGAAGGGUGGUCGGUUUUGCAGGAUCUUGUUUUCGUGUAAAAAGAGAGGCACAUUUAGCCGUACCUCUCCCAUUUAGGAGUCGUUCAGACCUUCGAAACGUGUUACUUGAAAUUGUAAGAAACAAUUAAACACCGAAAGGUGAUUUUACUUUCUGCUGGCGAAACUUUUUCUGUCGGGCUGUUUCAUAUCGAAUUGAAAAAUAACGUGGAUCAGCUCCCGUGUAUUUGGAAGCAAUGGCGUUUUGUGGGGCACUUAUACUGCUCAUUGUGCCUUUUCUGUGUGCAGCAGCAGAUGCAGACACGAACGGAACAGUAAAGAAUGUUAACCAGACAGAUGGCUUGAAGCCGCCACCAAGAGGAUUUUCCAUACUCACACGUGAAGAAUAUGAGCCUAUUCCAUUUGGUGGCGAAGAAGAAACUGGCAGUGAAAGAGAAGAGCGCUCUGGAUUUAUAACUGUUGCUUGCCAUAAGAAUAACUGUAAAAAUAACAGAACCGGAGAGAAAUAUAUUGAAGAUGAAAUUCAUCAGUUCCUUGCUUCAAAGUGGAUGUCACUCUUUAUCCCUUCUGUGUAUUCGUUUGUGUUUGCUAUGAGCUUGCCUUUAAAUUUUUUGUCAAUGCUUGUGUUUGUGGCUAAAAGAAAGUUAAAGAAGCCAGCUGUAGUCUACAUGCUUAACUUGACACUUUCUGAUGUAUUGUUCACAGUCUUACUUCCCUUUAAAAUUUCUUACCAUGUUUCUGGUAAUGAUUGGUAUUUUGGACCAGGAAUGUGCCGGAUUGUAACAGCUGCAUUUUACUGCAACAUGUACUGCUCAGUUUUGCUGAUAACCUGUAUAAGUGUGGAUAGGUUCUUAGCUGUGGUAUAUCCUGUGCACUCUCGCUCUUGGCGUAGCACUGGACGAGCUUCCUUGGUUUGCAUCAUCACCUGGCUUGUUGCCAUUGUUGGCUGUCUUCCCCUUCUUUGUACAGAGCAGACUGCAGAAGUACCUGGGCUAAAUAUAACAAGCUGCCAUGAUUUCGUAGACCUGUCUAAAUCUCAAGAUUACUAUCUCUAUUUUUUCCCAUGUUUCAGUUUAAUUUUCUUUUUUGUGCCACUUGCAGUAACAACAUUCUGCUAUUUUAGAAUUCUUCGCUGCCUUUGCUCCACAAAUGCAGCUAGCAAGCAUCGAAGGACACGGGCCAUCUUUUUGGCUUUUGCAGUGUUACUUGUUUUCAUAGUUUGUUUUUUACCGACAAAUGUGUUGUUAGUAGUACAUUAUCUGCAGUUUUCUAAUGGACACAAUAAUGAAACAUACUUUGUGUAUCUCCUUUCACUUUGCGUUGGUAGCCUCAAUUGCAGCAUUGACCCCAUCAUUUAUUAUGGGGGCUCCUCCAAAUGGCAGAAAGACCUCUAUAAACUUGUGUGCUGUGUGACAGGUAGAGAGACCUUCAGUAGUAGCAGCAACAGCCAGUCAAGCAGCAGGGAUAGUAGAGCAGGCACCAUUUCAUCCAAGAUCAGCAGCAGUAUCUACAAGAAAUUAUUAGCUUAACUUGUGCCUAUUGUGUUUUAAUUCUUGAUAUUAUAUGCCAUGCAGCACUUGUGUGCUGUUCUUUUGAUUUAAAUCUUGAUGCACAUUUUUAAUAUAGAUCUUGUGAAACUUAAUUGUCUGUAAGAUGCUGAGAUGAAAUUGAGUGUACGUCAUUCCAGAUGUAGGUAAAACCAUCAUAGCCUGUGGUACAGCAAAGUUAGUGCAUACAUAUGGAUUACAGAAUAUGUUGCCAAUAUAGUUUGUGGAAAGAAAACUGUGAUAUUGUCAGGGCUACUGUGCCACUACUUAUUAAAUAAAAUCUGGAAUAGUGUUCCAUAUGGUAACAUUGCCCUCUUCAAGUGUAACCUCAAUUAAUGGAUGGGGAAUCAUGAAUUUACUUCUGGAGUGGCACCAUGUUCCUUAUGAACAAUAGGCAGUUGGUAUUAGAAACAAUAGCUUAGGCUCAUGGCUGUGUGAACUUUGUUCACGUAGCUGUUGAAAAUUGGGAAACUGGUUAAAUCUGGCCAGGCUUGUACAGGCUGCUGGGUUGUUAGCCUUUUAAUCUCCUAUGAACCUAUGAACUUGGUGCCUUAUGUUGGAAAGAUGCAGUAGAUUACAUGAACCCUGCUGUCGAGUGAUAUCUACAAUGUGUCUGAUCAGUUCAGACCCAUGAUGUUUUGUAGUUAACAGUACUUGCUUUUCAACCAUUAGUUUAGAACAGUAGAUACCAACCUACUUGUGAGCUGCUGACUGUACUUUUCUAAUAGUACCAUCUUGCAAAUCAAAAACUGGAAUGCAGCAUAGAGGGAAAGAAGUAGAAUGAGAUUAACUGAAGACUGUCAAAAUAGUAGCCAGGAUGAAAUAACUGAAGACUGUCAAAGUAAUAGCAGGAAUUAUGUAAGCUUUUGAAGUGUAAUCCUUCUUUGCUGUGAGUGUGUGGAAGGAGGGCUUUCUAAAUUUCAUCAUGUGGCUCAUUUCCUUAUCUUAGUGCUAUUUAAUGUGCCAUUUUCUUGUUAGGUAUUUUUAGGCUUCAAAGCCCUGAUUGCAUCAAAGCAGUAUCCCCCUUUUUAUGAGACAGACUAAAGCCCUCAGUCAUGCAAAAGACUUUGGACAUUUGUUAUGGGCUUUGCUUUUAAUCAGGUUUAUUUAUGUUAUGUAGUGCUCCUAAGGGCUUUGCAUGCUGUAAGCUCAACAUGAACAUAUUAUUUGUUGGUGCAAAUGAUACAUCUCUGUAAAGCAGUCUCCCACCUUAAUCUUGUGAGCUUAACACCUCUGUUACUUGUAUGUUCUCUGAAGAUUUAUUAACCUGGGACAUCAUUGUAACACCCAACACUUAUCCUCCCCUCUCCCUAAAAGGAGAGGCGAGCAAUUAUUGCUUCUUCAUUCCUGUCACCCCAGUCAUUCCCGUGGGAUUCAUCAUUCUAACCAAAUGCACAUUGUUCAGGCCAUGUCAGCAGAAUGGUAAACCUGUCCCCCAUUUUGGGGAGAUUACUACAGACACCUUUGACCCUAAUUGUCUUUCAGUCACAUGUCCAGUUAAUUGCACAGAGACUGGCUGAUGCUGCCUGUAGUGAUGCUACCCAAGACUAUUUUAUGCAGUUUUCUGUUUUUGGCUGUUGGGGUUCCAUUUACCCUGUUAGCCUGUUAGCCAGUCAUUGCCUCUAGUGAUAGUGUGACGUCCUCCCAGCCUAGUUGUUGAGUUCACUCAGUGUACCCUGGAAGAUGCAGGGUAGUGGCAGGGGUUGAGUGGCAUGCUGGUGCAGUGCCUAGUAUGUUUGCUUCUUAGCUUCAGGGUCUUGGAUUAAGUCCUGACCUCCAUGUAAAGUCUGAGUGGAGUUGACAUAUGAAUCCCAUGUCAGCAUGAGUCUUCCUGUUAUCAAAAGACGUGCUUUUAAAUUUGAUUGGCCACUCUGAAAAAACUUGCCCCUGAGAUUGUAUUGUGGUGGUUUCCUUCUUGGGAUUCCCCCUGUAAAGGAGCAACCUUUAACUUGGAGGAGCUAACUCAAUUUUAUUAUAACAAUGUCAGUUUGUUAAUAGAGUCAACUUAAUUUCCAUGUUCAGUCUGAUGCUGGCUGCCUAACAGAGUUUGCUUCUCUUUAAGAGUUAUUUUGCUUUUAUUUUGCAUAAAUCCUUAGGUUAGUAUCAUUUUCAUUCCCCACAUCCUCUGCUGCAUGAUUUGUAUAUGCUUCUUUACAUACAUUUUUCUUAAAUGGUCUAAAAAGCAAGUUGUGGCAGCCUCAGUGGCUGAGCCAGUCAAGCCCAUGCAAGUUGUGGUGUAAAAACCAUUGACAGUAAACUUGCCCUUUGAAUAGCAGCCUAUAACAGGUGUAUGUCCAUUGGUGUAGUGACUUGUAGCCUGAGUGACUUCCUAAUCAAAAAGUUGAAAAUGCUGCAUUACAUAUGUUCCUUUCUUGUGGUGCAGUUGACUGGUAGUUUCCUGUUUCAGGUCAUCCUGCACAUUGGGACCAUUUUUAAAAUAAAUUUUCCUUGCUUGUAUCUUCUGUAGUUCAUCUGUUUACAUUUGUAAACAGGUUAAGUAUCAUAAAUAUAUAGUGAGUCUGUGUUUAUGCUUAAUCUAGUAUAUUAAAAGAAGACAACAGAAAGUGGUUUGUGUGUUUGGGCGUAGUUACAAAUGGUUGACUCAUUGGUGGAUGAGUGGUUUUAGUGUGAAAAUUUAAUAUCACUGUGUUGUGCUGCAUUAUGUUGUAUUGUGUGGGUACUGGUGAAGCACUUUUCUGAAAUUUACCCCAUUUCAUAAAUGUAAUGGGACAGUGGAAUUGGUAUAUACAUAAUUUGUGGAAAAGUGCAGAGUGGCUUGCCUCCUGACAA